AGCUGAGCUGUUUUCUUGGUCAGGAUUAAUUAUGAGAGAAUGUGAGAGGACUGUUCAAGGACAAGAUGUUUAACUUUUGAGUCCCACUCUGCACUUCUCAUUCCUUCUGCUGGUAUAACUAAAGGAUCUGAUGGCUGAGGGGAAAAGAGAAGAGGAGGCUGAGGGGCUGUCAUGUGGGAGAGUUUUUCGGAGCCAAAGUGCAACAGAUCAGACAGAAAGAAACAAACCAGACCACUUAUAUUCAAGCCCAGGACCACUGUCUUCAUUAAGAGCUGCUUUUAAAAGAACCUCUGCAAGAUCGCACUCACAGGGAGACGCAGGGAGAGCAAGAAGGCGUCCAGAGAUAACCAUCCUGUCUGUAGAGCCACUGCCAGCCACUGCCUGGUUCCCAGGGGCUUCUGGGGGAUUUCCUGUGCACGCUACCUCCUCUCAGUCCAUUUGGGAUGGAGUAAUUCACACCUCUGGACAGCCCCCACCAUCCUAUGAUCAGGUGAUUAAAGAGAAGACUCAGGAAAAGGUCGUCACCCCUACAGCUCCACCGCGGCGCUCACACACCAACACUGCCGCCACUCAAACUGACUGUGUGGAGGAACACGGCCGAACACCACAACAGCCAGGAGCUGCAGUGGUUGGAAAACCCAGAAAGCCUCCCAGGCUAUGUCAGCCCAACUCACAUCCAGUUAAAGCUGCUGGACCUACAGUGGACACAGAUAAUCCUACUUACCCAGAAACAGCCAUUAUACCAAACCCCACUGGACCAUCUCAGAGGCCACACCCUGUACCCCGCCCUCGCUCUAAACCCAAACAAACCGACAAGGUUCAGACUCUGGUUCCGCUGCAGGACAGCGGCAAAAAUGACUCUGUGACCUCUGUGGAGAAUGAUACGCUUUCAUCAGGGAAGUAUCUAAAAGAACUGUUAGAGGCUUUCAGCUCUGAUCCUCAGCUUGACCUGCACCAGCCUGAAGUUCUGGACGACCAGCAGGACCAGGGCAAAGAGGACCUAACAGAGAACAUGAACAGCUUUCAUAGUGACCGUAACAUCCGAGCUCGGAUCCAGGCAUUCGAGGGCCAGAUCGACACGGACGGGGCUGGUGCUCCAUUUCCACGGCCUCGUAACAUUUACAGCAAGUCACCAGUGGGGGUUCAAAAACCUGCUAUUGCUCCUCGGUCCUCUCUUAGUAGCACACCUGCAGAAGAAGAGGCAGCAGCCCCUCCAGGUAAUUUCUAUGAAGAGACUUCACUGCCUCCACCACUAGCCCCAAAACCACAGCCUCCAAGAAAACCCUCUUUCAGCUGUAAAGAGGAGUCCAAACCUCAACCACCUAUUAAAACAGCCCUGCUACCAUCUCGACCUCCACUGGUCAGGUCAAAGACAGUAGGCUCCCAAGAUGAUGAAGUUGCAGGCCCACUUAAAGGUCCUCCUCUACCACUGAAGCCUAGUAAGAACCCACUGAACCUGAACAAUCACAACUCCACUGCUCUGCUGCUGAAUGCAUCUCAGACGCUCGCCACGGCUGAAAACGAAUAUGUGGAUGCUCCUAUUAGUCAUGUCCCCAUUAAACCAGCCCGUGGAGGAGGUUUGUCCACCCUGGCGUCUAGCACACAGUCUAUGAAGAGACCCACUGUCAUCAGAGUGCCCAGCAGAGGCAGCAGAAGUCAAGAUGAAGAUUUUCCUCCUCCUCUUCCAAUACAGAAAGCUGUAGGUGGUCCUACACCUCCACUUAAACUCACAAACAAGGAGUUUUUCAGCAGUUCAGCUGAUCCAUGUCUGCCCCCGCAACCCAGCAGAAGCAAAGUACCCCCGCCUCGCCCCCCUCCAGCUAAAACAGCCCCAGAUCGGCCUCCCCCGCCACGGAGAAACAGCGUGCAGCUGCCCGUUCUCCAACAGGGGGCUCGACCACGGUCGUCACUCCAGCCUCUAAACAAACAGAGCUGCAAAAAGCAGAAAAAAGGCCCCAUUCUCCCACCAAGACCAAACCCUGGACACCGUCUCUACAACACAUACACUCUGGAAAUCCCCCAUGGCAUUGCUGAGUUUGACUACAAUGGCAUCCGAACGGGUGAACUAUCCUUUCAGAAAAAUGAGGUGCUGGUCCUUCUUAACCAAAUAGACAGCAGUAUGUUUGAGUGCCAAGUGGGAGAUGCAAAAGGAACAGUGCAGAAAUCCCACAUAAAGAUCAUCACACCACUAUCAAACCACUAUAAUAAUGCAAACAAUCCUGUGCCAGUGCAGGAAAGAAGCUCCAAUCAGGCUUUUAGGAGUUCGGUAGAAAAUGGCACCUUCGAGGUUCAGGCUCUUUUUGAUUUCACUCCAGUGGGUCCAGGAGAGCUGGGGCUGAGGGCAGGAGACGUGGUGACCAAUGUGGAGCAGCUGGACAGUGAGUGGUACCUGGGAUCCUGCCGAGGAAUCACUGGCUUCUUCCCCAUCAAUUAUGUCAGACCUCUGAAUCAGUCUAGUGCACCUGCACCUGCUCCUGCUGCUUCUCCUGCUCCUGCUUAUGAGAGAAAAGUCCAGCCUGCACAUGAUACUCUGAGGGGCCCACGGUGUGUAGCGAGGUUUGAUUUUGAAGGUGAACAAAGUGAUGAGCUGUCCUUCAGUGAGGGGGAUGUGAUCCAACUGUGCGAGUAUGUGGGAGAGGAGUGGGCUCGAGGAGAAUUUCGAGGCAGAGAGGGAAUCUUCCCCCUGAACUUUGUGGAGGUGCUGGAAGAUCUUCCUCCACCAGCAGAACAAAACCACGCCAAGAUCCCACUGCCUGGUAUGGCUGCCUCAUUCAACACACCAGCUGCUUUAACACCUGCUCAGGUAGAGAGUCACGGGGUGGAGUGGGUUGAGGCCCUGUAUGAUUUUACUGCUGAAGCAGAAGAUGAGCUGCCGUUCGUGCAGGGUGAUAUGAUCCUGGUGACAAAGCACCUGGACAUGGAGUGGUGUAGCGGGAGGCUAAAUGGCAGGGAGGGCAUUUUCCCCGCCGCCUUCGUACGCACCUUCUCAGGUGGUUUCCCAUGACAAUAUUAUCUGGACCAGCUGGACGAACCAACAAGCAGUGAAGAACCCAGCUUAAGUCCUGCAGUGGUGGCUGGACUGGAUGCCUUUGUCCUGUGUCUCUGAUGAGAUUAUGAUUGCACCUCAUCACUGAUCAGCUGAUGUGCCAGAAGACACUUCUGUCCAAAAUGUGCUCCUGCUCCAACUUCUUUUAUUGUUUUACUGUGCUUGGCCCAUAAAAAUCCUACUGGACGAGACAGCUGUGGGUUGAUGUUUCUUUUGCUGUCUGCCUCAUCUGUAUAACUCUGGCAUAUUUAUAAAUGUGAUUUUAAUGAAACCCCUUUUUUGUGCAUGCACAUACUAGCUUGUAUUUGAAUUGUACAUCUAACUGUUCCCGUUUACAGUAUUCAUCUAUUUAAGAUGGGGAAUCGUGACACGACUUGCGCUAUGAAUUGAGAAUAUUUAACCUGUAUUAUGUUGCCCCCUUGAGGCAAAAGUAUGCCAAACCUAUAAAACACUACUUUGGAAUUCUUUAAUAAAGUAUUGUAAUACUGCAACUCUAA
Messenger RNA from Pygocentrus nattereri (red-bellied piranha), 3543 nucleotides. It is a transcript of the gene sh3d19, whose product is annotated as SH3 domain containing 19. Gene Ontology annotation, molecular function: protein binding. The record is from RefSeq and is a predicted model, not a curated record. The transcript is spliced from 20 exons. Gene Ontology annotation, cellular component: ESCRT-0 complex. Gene Ontology annotation, biological process: protein transport to vacuole involved in ubiquitin-dependent protein catabolic process via the multivesicular body sorting pathway. NCBI's taxonomy places the organism in Eukaryota, Metazoa, Chordata, Actinopteri, Characiformes, Serrasalmidae. The coding region runs from base 131 to 3004 and encodes 957 amino acids.